Talaromyces proteolyticus is the source of this 1515-nucleotide messenger RNA. Its product is annotated as putative alpha-N-arabinofuranosidase precursor. NCBI's taxonomy places the organism in Eukaryota, Fungi, Ascomycota, Eurotiomycetes, Eurotiales, Trichocomaceae. The transcript has a single exon. Bases 1 to 1515 code for a protein of 504 amino acids. Gene Ontology annotation, biological process: arabinan metabolic process; L-arabinose metabolic process; pectin catabolic process. Gene Ontology annotation, molecular function: alpha-L-arabinofuranosidase activity. The record is from RefSeq and is a predicted model, not a curated record.
AUGUUCUCACGACCAAGCCUUGGCGCCUUUGCGCUCGGCCUCGCUCUCGCAGGCUCGCCUGUCAAUGCUGAUGGGCCCUGCGACAUCUACUCAUCUGGUGGCACGCCUUGCAUUGCGGCACAUAGCACUGUUCGCGCCCUGUACGAUAGCUAUACCGAUGCGCUGUAUCAAAUAUCCCGUGGCUCUGACGGUUCCACAACCGAUAUCACGCCUCUAUCCAACGGCAUUGCCAAUGCCACCGCUCAAGACUCGUUCUGCGCUGGCACAACCUGUCUGAUAACCAUAAUCUAUGACCAGUCUGGAAGUGGUAACCACCUCACCCAGGCACCGCCUGGAGGCGCUGCAAGCGGCCCGGAAACCAAUGGCUAUGAUUAUCUAGCAAGCGCGAUCGGUGCGCCAGUCACUCUGAAUGGCACCAAGGCGUAUGGAGUCUUUAUUUCCCCCAAUACCGGUUAUCGCAACAACAAUCCCAACGGCACCGCUACAGGUGACGAUCCCGAGGGCAUGUACGCAGUCUUUGACGGCACUCAUUAUAACAACAAAUGCUGUUUCGAUUACGGAAACGCCGAGACGGAUAGCAGAGAUACUGGCAAUGGCCGUAUGGAAGCCAUCUAUUUUGGUAACGGCGGUAACAAGGGUUCUGGCAACGGGCCCUGGGUCCAGGCCGAUCUCGAGAAUGGCUUGUUCUCUGGCGGUAACGGUGAUGUAAACGAAAACAAUCUCAGCCUCACGUCCCGCUUCAUAACUGCGAUAGUCAAGGGUCAGAGCAACCAAUGGGCCAUCCGUGGUGGAGAUGCUACAUCGGGCUCGCUAUCGACCUAUUACAGCGGCACGCGCCCAAGCCCAGGCUACAACCCCAUGAGCAAAGAGGGUGCUAUUGUUCUUGGAAUUGGUGGCGACAACAGCGAUAGAGCCCAGGGAACAUUCUACGAGGGCGUUAUGACCACUGGGUAUCCGUCCGAUGACACCGAGAACGCAGUGCAGUCCAACAUUGUUGCUGCUGGAUAUGAUACCACGUCUCUAGUUACUGGAAACUUCUCACAGUUUUCUGUUGGUUCAUCCAUCUCCCUGCGCGCGACAACAGACUGCUGCACAAACCGGUAUAUCGCCCAUACCGGCUCUACUGUCAACACGCAGAUUGUUUCAUCAUCUAGCAGCGACGACCUUAAACAGCAGGCCAGCUGGAUUAUUCAUACGGGCCUGGGCAACAGCGACUGUUUCUCAUUCGAAUCGAAAGAUACCCCCGGCAGCUAUAUCCGCCAUUACAAUUACCAACUCCAGGCUGACCAGAAUGACGGCAGCCAGUUGUUUGGUGAGGAUGCCACGUUUUGCCCGCAGUCCGGCCUCAAUGGGGACGGUCACUUUUCGAUGCGAUCCUGGAGCUACCCUGCUCGAUAUUGGCGCCAUUACAAUGCAGUAGGCUAUCUUGCAAGCAAUGGUGGUCCCCAUGAUUUUGACGCUACCUAUUCGUUCAAUGACGAUGUGAGCUUUGCGAUCAGCGACGGUUUUGCCUAA